Neurospora tetraspora is the source of this 764-nucleotide messenger RNA. RefSeq lists its product as uncharacterized. The record is from RefSeq and is a predicted model, not a curated record. The coding region runs from base 115 to 570 and encodes 151 amino acids. Lineage: Eukaryota; Fungi; Ascomycota; Sordariomycetes; Sordariales; Sordariaceae. The transcript has a single exon.
AGUACAAUUCGGAACGGUUCUCAUACUUGGGCUACUUCAAGCCUUCGACUUUCAGCCUUCAACGCUCAAACUUAUUUCUAGAUUUUCCUAAACCGAAGAAACUCGAGGUUGAAAAUGCCGCUUAUAGUAAAAUCGCGUUUCGGUCGGUCUCCGAGACACUUAGACACGCUCAAUCUUUCAGCAAUAGAUGGCGAGGACCAAUUGCGAUGGAGAGCCUCUUCCGAGAAUUCUAGCCACGGCUAUAAUCGAUACUAUCUCAACGGAAUGACGCGCCGCCCGGCCCUUCCACGCUCCUGGGCAAAACUUCCUCUCGGUGCUCGGCGGUGCUAUGACUGGUCGGUUCGAAUGCAUUAUACGAUGGUCACCUGCGUUUUGGUUUUAUUGGUUGGGACCAUCCAAAGUUAUUUACCCUUGGCACUUGACAGGUCAUACAAUCGUAGGCCUUCUGCGUGUUUUCUUGUUUUACUUCCUUCCCUAGAAUCUUCAGUCAUUAAUGGAUUCGACUACCUCGCAAUGAGCAUUCGGGUUAACCUAUUUACAAAGCUGCAGGCGUUUACUAGCGGGGUUUAGCGUUUGGGCUAGAAUGUUCAUUGGCGGGCAUUAGAUUUUACCGAGCGACGAAUAGUCGGACCAAUGAAGUAGGGCAAGGCAGGCAGAUGAAGGAGGCAGGCUAAUGCAGGCAGGUUACGGCAGGAAGAUAAAGGAGGUAGGUCAAGGCAGACAAGUGAAAAGUCUACUCUAAGAAGCUCUGGAUAAUGAUCGAC